AUGGAGGCGGAUGAGUAUUUCACAACCUACGACGCUUUACACGACGUAUGUUUCAACGAUAUUUUCAUUUUUUAGAUCAGAAUUUCAGAAAAAAGAGAGCACAGUCAGAAGACAGUUAUCCCUACCGAUAAACGAAUGUUGCGGGAUUAUGAAGAUAAUUUGGAGCCAAUUCGAUUUCAUGACAGGUCCGGAGAUGAAGUUCUUGUGGGAGGUGAGCAUGAGUUCCUCGGCCUCAUCUGACGACACAAGCAGGUGACCCCAUCAACGAAUCUCUCACCAGCAAAUAUGAGCGGCGAGGACUGCUCCGUGGCUGACGCCGAGAGCUUGAUCGACUCCAACGCCUCCAACCAGUCGGUCAACUUCGAGGAUAUUGACGAUCCCCUCAAGGUAUUCCGGAAACAGAUCUUCCAUGAGCUCACUUCGGCGUUAUCAGACAGAGUUAACCAUUUUCGGCGGACUCGAUGACAGUUUUUUGGAUUCCUCAUUUUCUAAUUUCAACAUGGAGAGCGGGGAUUGUCACUUGAAGGUGAGCCAUUUUUUUCCACCAUUAUAUUCAAUUUCAUCAUCAUAUUCCUAUCUUUCCAUUCCAACUUUCAUAGAGUAAUCAGUUUUUUGGAAGUAUUUCUGGGGUAUUCAAAGGUACACAAGACUUGCAAAACAACAGUGAUAAGAGUUUUUCACCUUGAUAGUUUCAAGAAAUUAGUUAGUAUUCUGUUGUAAGCCGCGGAAGAGUUUUUUUGAUGUAUUUUUUUAAUAAAAAAAUUUUUCUCAAACCCUCAUCCUGCACUGUUAAAUUCGAUAAUUUUGAGUAUUUGGACGAAUACAUGACGGAAAGUCGAACGACGUGCACAACAACCAGCACCAAAACUCUAACCAACGAUGAUUCGCGCUUUUUCGCGAGUUUUCUUUUCUUUUUCAUAUUUCUGAGCCGAAUCGUUUAGGACAGUCCUGACUCCAGCGCGAAGUCUCUUCGGGACGAAGGCUUCGAUGUGGCUUGCGGCCUCGAUCCCGCUCCCAGCUACUUGGUUUGACCCUUCUUGCUUUUGAACCUUUUCUCGAAGUUCGCAAAUGCUUUUCGUGUUUAAGGAGCUCUAUUCAAUGUUUCCUUGCAGAACGCUUCCUCUCCUUGCGUCGCAACGUCUCCCUUUAUGGAAAGCGCCGAUUUGCAAAGAUUGCUUGCGGAGCGUUAUCCUGAAGACGAAAGGUGAAUCAUCGCCUCAUUUCCUAUAUCUUUUUUUGUUUAAAGGUCCUUCGGAUGCUUGAGAGAUGAAGAUAGAAUGUUCAAAGAUCUUUGUACGGACGAGAUUCCUAAUGACGAUGGUCUGAUGUUUUAGAAAAAUAGUGAAAACCUUGAGAUUCAGCUUUGAAAAGGUCCUGUGUGGACUCUGGAGUGGGGGUUUCUACACACAGCGACUUGAGUGCGCUCUGCCGAACUCCGCCUGCCGAACUCGAAGGUAGAACGACAAGUAACUCCAUCGAAUCGGCUACUAGCAAUGCGUAGGCGUUUUUUCACUUAUCUGAUCUGUUUUGUGUUGUUUAAAAAAGGAACGAAUAAGAGUUGAAGCUGUCUUUUUGAAACUUCGAAAGAAUUUUUUUGUACAGAGGAAUUCUAAUAUGACGUUCAGAAAACUGCCGAUUUUUUUUUUCGGUCUCCUACAUCUGAUUUCAUUUUGUACUUAUGCAAAGAAAGCUUUUGACCAAAACUUGCGAUAAAAAGCGCUAGAGAGUUCAAAAAAACUUUCCAGAAACUCAUUUCAAUGUCUUUUUGAUUUUUUUACCUCUAUGUAAUGAUUUAAUUCCCACUCGCGUUUUCAAAGUUUAUUUUUUGCAUUAUAAAAAAAGCGUUAAACUAAGAAGUGAGCCCAGAAAGAUAGAAAAAAAGGCUCUUGAGAAGCAUUAACUAUUAUCAUGAAAAAUUGACAUUCAAUUGAAACGCAUUCAUUUCUUCUAUACUUUCUUUUUGUUUUAAACAAUCUUCUAUUCAUUUUUUUAGUUUCACUCGAUUAGAGAACGGCCGUUUACGAAAAUGCAAUGACGAGAAGAAAAGACCGUCGCUACUUGAUGGAUUCUUCGAUUUUUCGGAAACCUUUCUCACCGACGAACAAUUUGUAACAAAAUGUGUAUUAGCCGAGCAGAUUUGCAGGUAAGUUAUCUAAAAAAUAUUUAUCUUCUAACUUCAAAAAAAAAAAGCUCCAGUUCACCACACUCGCGCUGUCCGGUUCAGCACAAGUUGAUGAUUUCACGAGCCCGUCAUUUGAUCAUUUCCUCGUACAUAUUUUCUGCUCAAAUGCGCGAUUCCAACACGAUCACCUAUGCAGUCUCUUUUCUGAUGCCUCAGGAGAGGUUCGGACUUUUCUCUCGGCUUUUUAUCGAGUGAAUUCCAGACAGCACUGGUACAUGGAGCGACAGCAGUGGUUUGAGAGAAUUAUUUGCGACACCGUACCCAAACUGAAAGCCUCCCUUUUCGCUGUGAGAGUUCAAUUUCUAAAUAAAAAUGAAUAAUAAAUCGACAGUGUUGAUAGAAUUACUAGGUUUAAUUAACAGGAAAGAAGGCCUUUCAGAUAUUGGUUUCAAUGCUCUUUUCGUUUAGCUAUGGAUGGCUACUUUUGCUUUUAAAAAUUUCAAUCUUUUGUAUUUGGAUUCCCUAAUAGAUUUCCAAGGUCAUUAACGAUUUCGAAGGAAAGAAAAAAAAACUCAGAAGAAAUAUCAAACAGGAAGAACCAACCAGUGUUUUUCCUGGAAUUGCACAGAAGAAAAGGACUAAUCUUAGGAAGACGCCGACGACGUCUUGGUUCGUGCGACUUCAGAGUUGACUCGGGUCAUGUCGUUGCUCUCCGCUCUGGAACGCUUCGCACUAGUUUCAGUGGAUCGGCCUUUGAUGGUUUGUAUGAAAAACUAGAACAAAAUAUAAACGAAUGAGAUGAAUAAAAAGUCCAACCGUCGUUUUUAGGUGAAAAACAGUCUUUUCACUGAGAAAGGGACAUCGCUGACCGAAAAUCGUCUGCUGGCGAGGGCCAUUUCCGGAUGUCUCCAGAGCCAGGGACACUGCGUCCUCAUCGGAUCCGAUCCGGCGCUUCUUUCAAGAGUUUGAAAUCCCUUCAAAGUUGCUCCACAACGUUUUUUGUUUCAAGCUCAUGUACACGUUGGCUUUUUUUGUUCCGGAGGAUUUCCAAUGGUGCUGCCUUCGUCCUUAUCGACAUAAGUAUAAUCCUUAUGUUCGGCUUCAAGUUGUCAGAAGGGUUUGUUUUCUAUUGUUACACUAUAUACUUCUGCUUGCCCCUUUUUUCAAAAGUUCACGGAAUUCCCAGAAGAAAAAGAAAUCAUCUUGGUGUUAGCAUAUUUUGAACUCUUUUCUCAACAACCUAUAGUCAAUUUUUCCCAAAUUUCAAGAUAUGGGCAGGCUAGCCAAGUUUUUUGAUGUCGCGCCGCGGCUUUUGCUAGGAAAAUUGAGGUCAAACCGGAGCUAAUUUUUUUUUGUCUUUUUCUUAUCGCCACGAAUGAAAUCUUUUUUGAAGGGUUAUUUUUAUGGCUGUCCAAACAAGCUCAGAAUUUUUUUUUACAUUCCUUAUUUUUGAACUUUUGUAAGGCGAGGAUUAAAAUAUAGACAUCGAGAAAUUUCAUGUAGAACUAUAAAAAAAUGAGAAAAAUCAUUGAAAAAUCAUCAAUCAAUAUAUCAAUAUUCAUUGGUUGUUUUAGUCAGGUGGAAUCGAUCAUCAAAAAAAAGAAAAAAAAAUGAAAAGGUGGCUCGCGUUUGAUCUCGAGUUUCGUGUAUGAAAUAUGGGAUUUCAAUUCAAGUCGUCUACUCCCUCGAAAAUAAAUAUGAAUCGAAAAAGCUUCAUGAAAGCUUAUAAAUGGGGCCGAAUCUGCGCAUUAAAAAAAAGUUAUGCUUUUGCAAAAUAUAAAAUCUCCAGUCGGAGCUGCCUACUUUGGUGUUGAACGGGACUGGCAGUGGGUGGCCGAUCUGCGUCAUCGACAUAGAUCGUUCCGCUGUUUGUAUGUCGGCGCCGUACAAUCGACAUCGUCUUUUGAGGUUAUUUUUCUACUAAUAUUUAUUGUGAAAGAAUAGGUGAUAUUCGCUCAAAAGGUGAUUUAUAGAGAAUUAUUGAUUGUAAAGAUUGAAACGCAACUUGAUUCUAGGGCUAAAAACGAUUCGAGAGGCGUCCGUCUGAUUCUGGAGCACGCCGGCGUCAUGUCGAGUUCUUCUGCGAAGUCAUCCAAGGCUCCGCAACUGUAACUGAUCUAGUCUUUUUUGAAUUAUUUUUUCAAUUUAAGAGAAUUGUCGACAUGUCGAGUUUUGGAAUGCGUCUCAACUUUUCUGAAGCGAAUGGAUCAAUUGCCUAUGGAGGUUUCCGUCACCUGUCUAGUUCUCCGGGAUGUAAUGAGACUUCAGGAAUCUGUUCGACGUGGUUUCUGUGCGCAACUUUCUCUCUACGUUAACAAUGUUGCCGAGGCGUUCAUCACCUAUGUUCGAGAUAGCAGGUUUCUUUAUGAUCCCUAGUGAAGUUAUUUCGGUCACUAAAUCACGCGUGAGUCAAUAAAUUCAAUUCUCAUGCAGUUUUCGAAGUAACUUCUGCGGAAUGCGAAAUUUUCUCUGACUCUCCAAAAUUUAGCUAUUUCUUUAUUUUAUCUGACGAUUAUUCUGGAUUUCACGGGAGCUUUGAACACAGCAUCAAGUCUUCUACUUUUUUUUUCCACAUCAUUUUGAUUGUUUUUCACGGAAAAACAAUAAUUUUUCAAAACAAUUUUUUUUACAAUUCUCUCUUAGUAAAAUCAUUUUGAGUGCUCCACGAGACGAUGAAAAGGAGUGUGGAACUCGAAGCAAGCGAUUUUCGCUCUCAGAAUGCCGCAAAGCCUUAGAUCUGACGCAGGACGCCUGGUUCAACGCGGUUUUGGCUCGAGCUGAUCUGCUCAAACCGGAAAUCGCCGAGUUUGUAUACAUGUAAAUUGAUGAUGUUUUUAUAGUCUUCAAGGUGCUUAUAUCAGUUCAAUUUCUUUUUAUAGUUUAUCGCAUAAAUCUCACUUGUGAUUAGUCAUCCUUUACUAUUUGACCUCGGAAUCUCUUCAAAAAUCCCUAGUCUGUUGGAACUUUCAAUUUCCUUACAUAUUCAGUUUUUGUAUUGCUCCUUUUUUCUUGUGCUCUUAUCUGAUUCACUUACUUAUCAAUUGACUGGAAGUAUUUUCGUGUCCUUAUUAGUUUUGCCUUACUUUUCUUCAAUUCUACGGUGGAAAAAAAGUCUAACUUGAUAUUUUGUGCCUCAAAAUUUCACAAUAACUGAGUUGUGCAUAAUAAUCGUGUUUGGGUUCAUUUUAUUGUAAUCAAAUUUGCUUGUUCGUAUUAAUUUCUCUGUGUAUCUUCAGAUUGCAUUUUAACUUCUAAUACAUUUUUAUACAUUUGAAGAGUCAUACUAGAAAAAAAGAAAAAGCAAGGAAAAUCAUGAAAAAAGUCUUCGCCAUUUUGCUCUGUGUUUUAGUUAUUUGAAAUUGAUACAUUUUUUUCAGAAAGUAAUGAUAAUUUAAAAAAAUAGAAACUUUGUCCCGAAAUAAGCGUAGGUUUUGAAAUUUGUUCCAAGACCCUAAAAGUGAGUUUAUUUUUGAAAAAAAGGAUUUUUAAGUGAUAUUUUCUAAUAAUUAUUUUUUUGAUGAAGGAUUCUCAUUUUGCUCAAUUUUUCCCUAGAAUGUACUUGAGACCUCCUCAGGAGUUUGAGCAUUCUAACAUUGUUCUGACAAAGGAAAUGACGACCACACAAAUUGCACUUCGCAAUGUCUAUAAAAGGGAACAGUGUUGAACGAUUGAUGAUUCCAGUAAAAAUUGUGUUUGCGGCCGCCCCGAUAAGAAGAUCAUGCAAAUGACCGUAGGCGACAGCGCGAGUCACCCGAUGUCAUACCACCGAGAAUGGGAUCGUCGGUGGCCGAUUCGCUGCCGCUGCCGUCAGGAGCCUCGGUCAAGAAGGCUCCAGCCUCGAAGACUCUCCUUUACGCCGUCACUGCCGUUGUCGUCGCUCUCGUCCUACUAGUUCUGUUCGUCAACCUGCUUGGACGGGGCGACGUCGAGGCGGAAGAAACUUUUAAGAAUGAGACUCAGCCGUUCACAAACGACGAGUCUGCAGAAAGCAGCGAAGAGGAGGAAACGGAAACAAGCACCACUAUAAGAACCUCCACCAGCUCGAGCUCACAACUUCCAACAGCUCUACCACCUAUUGUGUUUCCGCCGGCGACAUUAGACAAUGUUACCACCAUUCCUAGAAGUUCAACGACAUCUAGAGAGUCCACAAGUCCUUCUUCUGAAUCAUCGACUAAAACUCCAGAAACGACCUCUUUCCCGACAACUGACCACACUCAUGUUCCUCCCUCGUCUUCAACGUCAUCCUCAUCUUCCUCCUCAGAAGAAGACGUCGUCGGCGAGUGCGAUCCUCAAUGUCGGUUCGUCCUUUUAUAAUUGAUUCUCUUCAACCUGAAGGCGCGAUAACUUCAGGAUUCACGUUGUUGAGACGGUGCCAAAGUUUGUCAAAUUCGGCCAUUUCAUUCACACUUUGGACACAUUCCGUGCCUGGAACCAAGCGCUUUCUUCAGCUCGCCAGUGAGUUGUUCGUUUCUCUCCCGCAGCAAUGCGACUUUUGAGAGAAAUCGACGUGUUCGCAUUCAAAAUGAACCUUCGCGGCGUUGACGUUCACAUCGACGCUGACAACUCGACUGCAAAGGUCUGCGAGAGAAAACUUGUCCCUAACAUUGGAUUUUCAAUUUGUACUGGACCCAUGAAAGAACUUUCGAAACAUUGUUAACGAGGUGAAAAGACUUUUUGAGGGGAAACUAAUCUACGAGUCUUUGGUGAAGAAAGCCGGAGAAGGGGUCAAGAUCAAGGUUAUCGACUGCGAUCCGCCGCUUUUGCCUGAAAACAACCGCGAUUCCCUCGAGUUGCAGAGACAUGGUUGCUUUAUUCUUCGAGAAAAAUCGAUCAAUCAGCUUGAAAAAGGAUUUAAUCGUUAAAAAAUUUAUUUAAAUGGGAGUAAUAGAUUGGAAGGAAAACGUUUUGAGCUUCCGAAAUUGACACUAUCCGUGUAGGUCCAUAAAUUAAUCGCGGAAACGAUCAAAGAUAGGUUUUCUAUUAUAUUUGAACUGAAAGGGCAGAUAUGUGUUAUAUUCGACUCGGCAUAAGAUGCUCCUCUGUUCCUUAAAGGAAGUUUUGCUAAAAAAAAGUAUAUCAAAAAGGGACUAUCUAUCCGACGACGACAAAUUCGUUAAAGCGCUGCGACGUGUUAUUAAAUAAGAAAAUUGAGGUCUGAUCGAGCGACGCGGUCUCGAGAUGAACGUGAUCAACGACGGCGGCGGCGGCGUGCAGCACAGCAAGAUGUUUGUUGUAGACCGACGUCAUCUCUACGUCGGCUCGAGCAAUUUCGAGUGGCGCACUUUCACUGAGGCAUCAUUUCCGAUCUAUAGGACUCUCUGAAGUUAAAUUGCAGAAACUCGAAGUUGGACUCAUGUUUGACAACUGCUCUUGUGUAGCCGAAGAAGCUGCUGAACUCUUCGAAAAUGUCUGGGAUUUUAUGGGUGGCAGUGGAAAAUUGGCCAAAAUUAGCUUCCAAUCUCACCGUAUCGGCGACGCCGUAGUUCAGUUGUUGGUGAGUAGUUUCAGUAGCGCAAAUGCAAACCUUGAAUCAAAUUCCUAGUCCAUGAACGUAAUUAAAAUCAUAGUUAAGAAGUUGAGGUUAAGCUGUACCAACAACCUUCGGAACGCCAGUAGUUUGAUUGUGUGUAUGCGGAGCAGAAGAAAGCCUUUUUCUCGUCUUCUUCUGUAUAUAAACAUGAUCAGGGGUCAUUUUUGUAGCUAUUAGAUCACGUACUUGGAAACAAGAAUAUAUCGGUAGAAGCCUCAGAAAAACUGUCCGGUGGCGAAAAAAAUUAAAAUAAUAGCUUUUUUGAAAUCUCUUAUUCUCAACAGGCUUCUCCGCCAAUGUACCUGAGCUCUUUAUCGAGUUGGGACUUGCCUCGUCUUUUGAACGUCAUUUAUAACGCUGAAUCGUUUGUCGACAUCGCCGUCAUGCAUUAUUUCCCAUCGUGGAUUUACUUCAAAGAUCAAGAGUAAUGAGUGUUCUUUUUCUUCAAAAUGUUUCGGGAAAUCUUGAGGUUUUUCCCACAAAUCGACAACGCCAUCCGCAUGAGUCUUUCGCGAGGAGUCGCGGUGAGACUCCGAUAAAAGCUUGAAGAGCACAUCUGAGGGUUCAGAUACGUAUCUUGGUCUCCGCCGACUCCGACGAGUUCCCUCAGCUCAUGUUCACUUACUUGCGUAGUCUCGAAGUUCUUCACAACGUCGCUGAUAACAGAAUCAUAGAAAUUGUGAGAUUUCAUCAGUACAUCUGCUGGGACUUGUCGAACCAACCAAACUUGCCAAACUAACCGAAAUUUUCAAUCGUUGUCUUCUUGAAGAUGACGUGUUUAGAAGUGCAUGCGGAUUCGCGACGGGGCUCCUGAGUUCAAGCAACGUCGAAUGCAUUCCAAAUUCAUUGUCACUGAUACAACUACAUUCAUAGGUUCGACUAUGAAAGUGAAAAGUCUAGAUGUGAACUUGAGGUUCGUCGAAUUACGUUCCGGAGUACUUCUACCGGUCGAGCGGUACUGCCGUCGCUGUUGUCGAGAAAUCUGGCCGUGGAAAGGUCAACCGUGCAGUUCGAGCAAUAUUCGAAAGGUUCUGAUUUUACAAAACGAGCGUUAUUUUACAAUAAAAACGCUUCAAACAGUCCGAGAUUUUGCGCGCUCUCUUUUCUCUCACCGGAGCGUUCAUCAGAUUUAGGAUACUCAAUAAGAAAGAGCCAAAAUAAGGAGGACUUUCUCAAUUUUCGGCGAAUGAGGAAUAUUUUUCUUCCAAUUUGCAGAUACUGGAGAAGCGACUACGCGAAGCCGUUGGGAUCUGUGGCCCACGGCGAUCCGCUUCCUCCCUUUCCGCUUCUUCCUCCGCUUCCAAUCCUUUUUUAA
Molecule: messenger RNA, 8967 nt
Organism: Caenorhabditis auriculariae
Lineage: Eukaryota; Metazoa; Nematoda; Chromadorea; Rhabditida; Rhabditidae
Source: the annotation of a GenBank genome assembly